AUGCAUGACAUGAAUAUCGAGAAUGGCCAGCAUAUCGAGCAAGGAGAGAAUGCCGAGAAUGCCGAGAAUGCCGAGAAUGCCGAGAAUGGUGAGAAUGCCGAGAAUGCCGAGAAUGGUGAGAAUGCCGAGAAUGCCGAGACUGGUGAGAAUGCCGAGAAUGGUGACAAUGUCGAGAAGGAAGAGAAUGCCGAGAAUGGUGAGAAUGCCGAGAAUGGUGAAAAUGCCGAGAAUGCCGAGACUGGUGAGAAUGCCGAGAAUGGUGACAAUGUCGAGAAGGAAGAGAAUGCCGAGAAUGGUGAGAAUGCCGAGAAUGGUGAAAAUGCCGAGAAUGAUGAGAAUGACGAGAAUGCCGAGAAUGGUGAGAAUGCCGAGAAUGGUGAGAAUGGUGAGAAUGCCGAGAAUGCCGAGAAUGGUGAGAAUGCCGAGAAUGGUGAGAAUGGUGAGAAUGUCGAGAAUGCCGAGUAUGGUGAGAAUGCCGAGAAUGGUGAGAAUGGUGAGAAUGGUGAGAAUGUCGAGAAUGGUGAGAAUGUCGAGAAUGCCGAGAAUGGUGAGAAUGCCGAGAAUGUCGAGAAUGCCGAGAAUGGUGAGAAUGCCGAGAAUGUCGAGAAUGGUGAGAAUGUCGAGAAUGCCGAGAAUGGUGAGAAUGGUGAGAAUGUCGAGAAUGCCGAGAAUGGUGAGAAUGCCGAGAAUGCCGAGAAUGCCGAGAAUGGUGAGAAUGCCGAGAAUGGUGAAAAUGUCGAGAAUGAAGAGAAUACCGGGAAUGGUGAGAAUGUCGAGAAUGCCGAGAAUGGUGAAAAUGAUGAGAAUGGUGACAAUGUAGAGAAUGAAGAGAAUGCCGAGAAUGGUGAGAAUGCCGAGAAUGGUGAGAAUGGUGAGAAUGUCGAGAAUGCCGAGAAUGCCGAGAAUGACGAGAAUGGUGAAAAUGGUGAGAAUGCCGAGAAUGCCGAGAAUGGUGAGAAUGUCGAGAAUGCCGAGAAUGGUGAGAAUGCCGAGAAUGCCGAGAAUGCCGAGAAUGGUGAGAAUGUCGAGAAUGCCGAGAAUGGUGAGAAUGCCGAGAAUGCCGAGAAUGGUGAGAAUGUCGAGAAUGCCGGGAAUGGUGAGAAUGUCAAGAAUGCCGAGAAUGCCGAGAAUGGUGAAAAUGUCGAGAAUGCCGAGAAUGGUGAGAAUGGUGAGAACCCCGGGGAUCAAACUUUGGCGAAAGGCAAAAAAGGCCUACUUUGGGGGUGUGGUUCGCCGAAUGGGGCAACGAUAGAAGGCUUCAAAUGGUUGAAACAAGUGGACGCCCUCUAG
Folsomia candida is the source of this 1290-nucleotide messenger RNA. RefSeq names its product spore wall protein 2-like. The transcript has 3 exons. Lineage: Eukaryota; Metazoa; Arthropoda; Collembola; Entomobryomorpha; Isotomidae. The record is from RefSeq and is a predicted model, not a curated record. Bases 1 to 1290 code for a protein of 429 amino acids.